AUGGUCUCCUACUCCUGCCACCCCACCAUGCCUUCCAACGACUUCGACCUGUAUCCCUCGCAGGAGGAGCAGCAGUACGGCCUGCUCGCCCACAGCCAGUAUCCCGCCUCGGCGCAGGCAUAUCACUUCACCACCUUCGACGCCCAGCCCAACAUCCACGCCUUCAGCGCCCCCCAGAGCAGCAACAUGUACGCCUUCAAGCAGAACUACCUCCCCUACUCGCCCGCUGCCUCGCCCGCCUCGGGCUCCCAAUCAUUCGAGGUCUGCCCGCCGCACCUCUCCACUGCCUCCGAGUCGACCGCGUCGGCCCAGAGCACCUCGCCCUCCGCAGCAGGCUCGCCGUCGAUGGGCCAGCAGUUCAUUGAGCAGCCGUGGAGCGUGCUCGGCCAGGGCCUGGGCCUGGCCCCGGGCCUCGAGCCUGCCGAGCCCUUCACCACGUGCGGCUUCGAGUUCGAGAGCAUGGUGGCGCCCGACAGCAAGAUCUCGGGAUGUGUUGACCCGACCCUGAUUCAGCCCUUCCAGGAGGCGCUCUCGUACGGGGGCUCCCCCUUCCAGGAUUUCUCUACUCCCUCGCUGCAGUUCCAGACUUUCGUGGAGCAGCCGCCCUCCCCCGCCCCCUCCAACACCUCUUCACACAACAACGUCGCCGACUCGAGGCGCUUCAAGCGCUCCGGCAGCCAGUCCCCUUACCUCCACCAGCAGUCCUUCCAACCCUACCCCACUUACAACAACGCCCGGCGCCCAUCCGCGGUAUCCGUCCAGUCCCGCCAGUCCCAGGCCAGCGGCCGCAGCAACAGCUUCGAGUUGGACGAGGAGUCGAGGGAGAAGGGCAUGUGCCCCAUUGAGGGGUGCGGCCGUGUGUUCAAGGACCUCAAGGCCCACAUGCUCACCCACCAGAGCGAGCGCCCAGAAAAGUGCCCGAUCACCACAUGCGAGUACCACCUCAAAGGAUUCGCAAGAAAGUACGACAAGAACAGGCACACCCUGACCCAUUACAAGGGCACCAUGGUGUGCGGUUUCUGCCCCGGCUCCGGCUCUGCGGCCGAGAAGUCGUUCAACCGCGCCGACGUCUUCAAGCGCCACCUCACGUCGGUGCACGGCGUCGAGCAGACGCCGCCCAACAGCCGCAAGAAGAGCCCGGCCGCCAAGAAGGCGUACACGGGCACCAGCACCGCAGGCACUUGCUCGACCUGCUCGGUCACGUUCGCAAACGCGCAGGACUUCUACGAGCAUCUCGACGACUGCGUGCUGCGCGUCGUGCAGCAGGCCGAGCCGUCCGAGGCGAUCAACCAGAAGCUGCUCACCAGCGUCGCCGACGACGAGGAUGUCAAGGAGACGAUGGAAAAGCACCACUUGCCCAACGACAUGCCCGAGUACACGGGCACGUACGACGACGAGGAGGAAGAGGAGGAGUACGACAACGACGACGCCAACGACGACACGUACGGCGGCGGCGUCACGCUGCCGUCGGCCAGCUCGCGCAAGAAGCGCAAAAACUACCCCGUGUCGUGGGGUUGCCCCACGGAGCGCAUGAAGAUGAAGAAGCGCGUCUUGUGCGUAUACGACGGGCCGCGCCGUCUGUGGAAGGACGACAUGAUGCUCGACCAGGAGUUCGAGGUCCGCAUGAAGCUGCCUGGCGGCGACGGCAAGCAGUGGGUGACGGACCUCGACGUGCAGACGCUGAAGCGCGCCGAGGCGCUACACACGAUGCCCGAGGAAGACAAGGGCGAGCCCAAGUGGGACAACGUCAUCGGGGGCGCACCAAUGUCGUUCGAUGCGGCCGAGCUCGCGAUAUGA
Messenger RNA from Lasiodiplodia theobromae, 1797 nucleotides. Its product is annotated as Zinc finger containing protein. The transcript is spliced from 4 exons. Lineage: Eukaryota; Fungi; Ascomycota; Dothideomycetes; Botryosphaeriales; Botryosphaeriaceae. Gene Ontology annotation, molecular function: RNA polymerase II cis-regulatory region sequence-specific DNA binding; DNA-binding transcription factor activity, RNA polymerase II-specific. Gene Ontology annotation, biological process: regulation of transcription by RNA polymerase II. The coding region runs from base 1 to 1797 and encodes 598 amino acids. The record is from RefSeq and is a predicted model, not a curated record.